Molecule: messenger RNA, 972 nt
Organism: Neopsephotus bourkii (Bourke's parrot)
Lineage: Eukaryota; Metazoa; Chordata; Aves; Psittaciformes; Psittacidae
Exons: 4
Coding region: 157-810 (217 amino acids)
Source: RefSeq, a predicted model, not a curated record
AAGAAGAAACAGAAGACAACAAGUGAAAGCCAGGACCAGCCGCAGCAGCAAGUCCCAGUGGCCAGCAAUAUCAAGGGGAGCAUUUCCCAUGCAUCACAGCCCAGAGCCCCCAGCAUCCCUAGGACAGCUGUCACAACCCAGGACAGUAGGAAGAAAAUGUCCAGCGUGAGCGUGAGGCAGUACAGUGAGGUGGGAGGAAAGCAGGAUGAGGCCGUGCUGGAGCGAGAAGGGAAGUGGGACAGCGUUGGAGAGGUGAAGCCUCUGCUACCUUCAGAGGAAAUCCACUUAGCAGACCAGGAUCAGCUAUCCCCAGAGGAAAUCCAUUCACCAGACCAAAACCAGCUAUCCCCAGAGGAAAUCCACUUUCCAGACCAGGAUCAGCUACCCCCAAAGGAAACCCACUUACCAGGCCAGGAUCAACAGGAGGCACUGGAGGAUGUGGCUGUGGAUGAGGGGACAGACAAUGAGAAGAAUCUGAGCUCUGACCUGGCCACAGUGGUGAACUACUUCGUCUCAGAGCCAGAGGACUUGCUGUGUCUUGCUGCUGUGGAUGAUGCCUCUCUGGCUGCCCUUUCGCUGCCAUUGUCAGAGCCUGACAUCUUCAUGGAGAACCAGGCCUUGAUGCUGGAGAGAUGCCCUACUUCACCCAUAUAUUCCCCAGACCCUACCUUAGAGUACAAAGAUGACACCAAGGACAUAGAGUCCAUCCUGGAAUCUAUCACCAGCAAGGUCCUGACCAGCACUGAGAAGCUAGAAAAGUCAGGACACAUGGGAGGUAAGGGCAGGUCUUUUUCCUUGGAAGAAACUUAGGAAUCUCUGGAAGCAGAUGAGCUAAAAGCAUUGUGCAUACCUGUACUGGUGCUUCUCAAAUGACAAGGACAUGAUGUUAACACAGAAGCUACACAAGGCAACUGAUUCCCUUAAAAGGAACCUUGAGUGCUGUUUUUCUUCCUUUCCUUAGAAGGAAAACAA